AUGCUCAGGUCGCGACGCGAGAGCAAUCCAUGGUGCUGGGCCGGAGUAGAGUGCGGUGUAGGCGACGUUCAGGGGCUGAGGUUGUCCGACAACCAGCUCCAAGGUGUGCUACCUGGCGCUGCUUUGACAAACAUGCGCGGCCUGGUGACCCUCGACCUCUCAGGCAAUGAGAUUGGAGGUACCCUGCCUCCUGAGCUUGGGAAGAUGGUCCACCUCCAGUAUCUCCGCCUCGCGGUCUCGAAGCUGGAGGGGCCGAUACCGGGCACGCUCGGCGAGAUCAAGGGGCUUCGGGAGCUGGACAUCUCCCAUUCGAGGUUAUCAGGUCCAAUUCCGCCAUCUCUCGGGCGGUGCACCAAGCUCUCCUUGCUAAACUUGUCCCACAACAGGCUCAGCGGCUCGAUGCCGCCUGAAAUAGGCAACUUGCGAGCACUGCGGGAACUUUUUCUCGGCCACAAUCGACUCACGGGGAGAAUACCUUCGUCGUUCGCUGACCUCGUGCGGCUUCGAUUGCUGAGCCUCUCGUGCAACCGUCUAGAAGGGACUCUGUCACCCUGGCUUGGAAAGCUCACGUGCUUGCACCGGCUGCUGCUCGACCACAACCAACUGUCUGGUCGCCUCCCCAAGGCUUUUCAGAACCUUCGCCACAUCGAGGUCGCUCACUUUCAACAUAACUGUCUAUCCGGAACGUUACCGAGGUGCUUGGGCGAGUUGACCGAGCUGAGAGUCCUGAACUUGGCUGGAAACCAGCUCCAAGGCAAAAUGCCGCCGGAACUCGGCGACUUGGCAAAGCUCGCCGGGCUGGAAGUCGGCUACAACUUCAUCGUCGGACCUCUGCCAUCGGAACUUGGACGUCUAUCCCGCUUAGUCGACCUGCACGUCGUGGAGGGGUGCCCAUCGUACAGCCUACCUCUCCGCCGAGGAUUCACUAGGUGGCUGUCUUUGGUAUUGAGAUGUGUGAAUUUGACGAUGCAGCUACGGCACCAGAAAACCGCCAUUUUGCUUUGGCUUCCCACUGGCAUGUUCUGA
Ectocarpus siliculosus is the source of this 1026-nucleotide messenger RNA. NCBI's taxonomy places the organism in Eukaryota, Phaeophyceae, Ectocarpales, Ectocarpaceae. The record is from the annotation of a GenBank genome assembly.